Molecule: messenger RNA, 1114 nt
Organism: Mauremys mutica (yellowpond turtle)
Lineage: Eukaryota; Metazoa; Chordata; Testudines; Geoemydidae
Product: interleukin-27 subunit alpha-like
Exons: 5
Coding region: 349-996 (215 amino acids)
Biological process (GO): regulation of T cell proliferation
Molecular function (GO): interleukin-27 receptor binding
Source: RefSeq, a predicted model, not a curated record
GGGCACCGGCAGGGCUGGGCUGGCAGGGGCUGCGGGUCGGGAGUGAGGGGCAUGGCAGGGCUCGGGGGGGGAGCCCAGUGGGUUUCUCCUUCCAGCCCCACAUGUUCAGUUUUAUGAUCCCUGAAACAGGAACCGCUGAACGUCCCUUCACAAACCGCAGGCCGGGGGGGGGGGCGUAGAUGGGGGGGGCUGUAUCGGCUCCCGAUACUAAAAACAGAAACUUGGAGAUUUUGGAGCGAGCGAAAAUGAAACCGGGCCGGGGCAAUAAAAGCCCUGGAGGACUCGGACGCUGGAUUCAUCCACCCGCCGGCCGGCCGGACAGACAGACGGCAGCGCCCGCGCACCAGGAUGCGGCUGGGUGGACUCGCGCUGCUGCUCCAGGCGCUGCUGAGCUCCGGGCUCCCGGCGUUGGGGUUCCCCGCGGCCGGGCAGGGCCCCGGGUUCGACGGAGCCGCCCGCUGGGGCCGGGAGAUGCAGGCGGAAUUCGGGAGCAGCUUGAAACUUGCCAGGAAACUGCUGGUGGAGACGAAAAUCCUCACGCAACAAUUUGUGUCGGAGCGUCUGGCCGGCGCCAGGCUGCCGUUCCCCGGCCUCUCGAACUCGGGGCUCCUGCCCCCCACGAGCCGCACAGCCCAGCAGUGGCUGGCCCUGCCGGCGCUGCGGCGGCUGCGGGAGAUGCGGCGGGCGCUGGGCCUGUUUCGGGGCUACGUGGAGCUUGUGGGGCGCAGGGAGCCCGGCCUGGCGCGGGGGCUGCAGGAAAUCGGCCUGGAUCUGCGGGACUUGAUGCACCACGUCGAUUACCAGGUGGGGGGCUCUGGCCAGCCCGCCCCCCCGCCCCCGGUGCCCCCCGCCGCCCCCCGCAUCCUGCAGCACCCCAGCGAGUGGAGCAACCUGCAGGAGUCGUACCUGGUCCUGCGCGCCAUGGAGACCUUCCUGGGCCGCGUCGUCCGGGACUUCACCCUGCUGCGCGUGGGGGGGGGCUGGGCCCCCCACUGACCCCCCCGUACCCUGCCCCCGAAAACACUAAUCCCCGGGGUCACGCUGCUGCUCCCAGAGCCGGCCAGGGAACCCAGGCGUCCGCGCUCCCGCUCCCCCCCAGAGCCGGCCAGGGAAC